Messenger RNA from Eurytemora carolleeae, 6721 nucleotides. Its product is annotated as zinc finger homeobox protein 3. Gene Ontology annotation, cellular component: nucleus. Lineage: Eukaryota; Metazoa; Arthropoda; Copepoda; Calanoida; Temoridae. Gene Ontology annotation, molecular function: RNA polymerase II cis-regulatory region sequence-specific DNA binding; DNA-binding transcription factor activity, RNA polymerase II-specific; zinc ion binding. The record is from RefSeq and is a predicted model, not a curated record. Bases 402 to 6152 code for a protein of 1916 amino acids. Gene Ontology annotation, biological process: regulation of transcription by RNA polymerase II. The transcript is spliced from 4 exons.
GGUUCAGAUAGUUUAGAAGAUGAUACGUCUGAUUGUCUCUAGGUCUGCGAGGAAUAGGACGGGUGGGAUAUAGAGCUAAGCUAUAGGUUGGGAUUUCGAGAUUUUUUCAUCUGUAUGAUGAGCCGGCAGUGUGAAGAGACCAAAUGAGCGGUACAGGGCUGAUUUCCCUUCACCCCCCCCCCCCUCCCUUGGACCUCGGUGUAUAGAGUGGCGAGGAACUCAGCUCCAGUCGAGUGCGAUCCACCCCGCUAGAAGGAGCCGUGCACCGCGCAAUUGUCUGCGCUAAACCUAGUGAUAUCAAACUAUCGAAACAAAUUAGUUCAAAAUGUUAGUUUUAUUACAUUUUAGUCAAAUUUAAGAAUGAGCGGAGGCAGUUUGCGAGUAAAUCUCUAGACCUGGGAAUGGAGGGUGGAGAAACCACACCCACCACUAAUCCAGUCCUGAGCUCCGCCCCCCCUGGGAUCCCCAAACUGCUGGAGGACCGGCACAACAACAACACGCGGGAGAACAGUCCCAAACACAUCAACAUGGCCUCCGACAUCGAGCAGUUCCAAGGGAAGAUUGUCUACAACCCUGACGGCUCGGCGUAUAUCAUCGAGGACGGAGACUUCAGUGACGAGGAGUCCCUGGACCUGCCCAGACAGGAGGGCAGCAUCGUUGAGAAGCAGGGUGAGGAGAACGACGUAGAUCAGUUCCCAACCAUAGAGAACGCCGUCUAUGUUUCCAGGACCAAGAGUCAGUAUCCUUCUUAUGUGCGUGCACAGACAUCGUCAGAUCGACCCACUGUGCACAGCUACAGGGUGUAUAAUUACAGACAUAAAUCUAGUGAUAAGCAGGGGUCAGAACUCAUUAACAGUGGGUCAGCCCCGGAUAACGUACCAGUGAAACCAAUUCUUAUGUGUUUUAUAUGUAAACUCUCUUUUGGGAAUACAAAGUCAUUCAAGAACCAUUGUAUGGACGAUCAUAGUUUAGAUUUUAAUGAUGAUGAAGUAGAUAUUCUUAAGAUAGAGAAUGUGUCUGCUCUGGUUCAACCUGUUGGGAAGGAUAAAUCUCCUCUUCUCUCCUUCCUUGAACCAGUAGUGAAAGGACACUACUCCCUGCCUUCUGAUCAAGUUCCUAAUCUGCAUUCUCCCUCAAAGUCCCCCGGUGAGGGUGGGAUUAGGGUUCGGAAUGAUCUUGCAGCCUCCCAGAUAUCUCCGAUCUCAAACGGAAGAAACAGUGAAUCUCCAGGGGUAGAGAGCAUGUCUCCUUCUCCCAACUCUUUCAACCAAUCCCUGGGUUCCUUCUCCUCUCUCAAGGGAACCACUAUAGGAGCGUGUCCGGAGCAUGUACAAGGACGUGCCCCCGGAGUAGAAUGUGCCAAGUGUGAUCUGAUCCUUAACUCCAGUAGGAUGGGGAGUGCAGGAUGGAACGCGAGCAACAAUGCCUGCAAAACCCUGAAAUGUCCCAAGUGUAACUGGCAUUAUAAGUAUCAGGAAACUUUAGAAAUACACAUGAAGGAGAAACAUCCAGAAAGUGAAACCACUUGUAUCUACUGUAUCACAGGACAGCAGCAUCCCCGUCUUGCCCGGGGAGAAACCUAUACCUGCGGAUACAAACCCUACAGAUGUGAAGUUUGCAACUACUCAACUACAACCAAGGGUAACCUCUCAAUCCACAUGCAGUCAGACAAGCACAUCAACAACAUGCAGGAGUUACAGAACGGGGGAGGAGAAGCUCCACCCUCCCCUUCACCCAGUCAGACCAGUAAAUAUGCUACACCCUGUAGCACUCCUAAGCCAGCAGAUCUAGACAAGGAUAAACCCUGUUGGCGGUGUGAUAUUUGCAACUAUGAAACAAAUAUAGCUCGGAAUCUCCGUAUUCAUAUGACAAGUGAAAAACAUAUGAACAAUGUGAUGAAUCUUCAACAAAUUCCCAACAUGGAUGCUGGAUCCCCUCUCUCCCUCCAAUCCAUGCCCAACGGUCCCAGUCCUAGUCCUGGUCUUCAACAACUGCUCCAGGGUAUGCCCAGGAUGCCCAACAACAUGUCCAGCAGUCCUAUGAAGGAAGCUGCCAUGGCUGACAUGGCUUUUAACCAAGCUCUUCUCAUGCAGAUGAUGGGAGGUGCCCCGGGCAUGCCCGGCAUGCCACCCUUGCCCUUCCUUCCCCCUGGAGACGGUCAGGACCAUGUUGAGAUGGACCAGUCGGAUCCAAACCCUCGCCAUCUCUACAACUGUGCUGUCUGCCGGGAGUUUAGUUGCGACCAUCUUCAGAUUCUGUCCGACCAUCUCGCGGUGGAUAGAACCAAACUCCGAGAAUCCGAGGUUUCCCUUCUCAUUGGUGGAACCUACAUCUGUAAACUCUGCUCUUACAAAACCAAUCUCAAGGCUAACUUCCAGCUCCACUGCAAGACGGACAAGCACUUGCAGAAGCUCCAGUUGGUAAAUCACAUCAUGGAAGGGGGGCCGAGCAACGAGUGGAAGUUGAACUUCAUGAAUGUGUCAAACUCAGUUCAGCUAAGGUGCAACGCCUGUGAUUUCUACACAGAUAGUAUUCACAAACUCCAGAUUCACUCCGCUAACCAGGGACAUGAGGUCUCCGCUGCCAUUUUCUCACAUCUCAGGAAAUCUGAGUCGGAGCUGAAGGGAGAGAAGGUGAACUACAACUGCACCCUCUGCUCCCACUCAGCCCAGGGUAAAGCUUUGCUGCUCCAGCACUGUAGAAGCGUCAAACAUCUUCAGAUGGAGCAGCUCCAUCUGCUUCAGAGAAGGGCGGAGGGUACCGGCGGACACCCGGAGAUUGGAGAGAUAUUCACAGUCGCCGUGGCAGAUGAGAACGAAUCCUACAGUAAAGAAGAAAGUGAAGAGAAGGAGGUAAAGGAGAGGAGGAUAGCGAAGAAGGAGGAGAAGGAGGAGGAAGAGGAGGAGGAGGAGGAGGGUGAGGAGUGUGUAACGUGCCCCCUUUGCCAGGAGGUGUUCAAGAAUAAGGACACCCUGGAGGACCACGGGAUGCAGAUCCAUUCCAUCAACUCGGAAGGUUUAGCUCGGCUUAUGAUGCUCAUGCAGGGCUCACACUGGCUCAAUAACGCCAAGAACAGCAAAGAGGAGGAAUCAGAACCCAGAGCUAGGGAGGAUUCACCACGGAGUGCGGAGAUAGAACGUAGUCCUGCAGCACAGAUGGAUAAAUACACAGAUCCAGGCAGACCAUACAAGUGUGACGUGUGCAGGGAGAGUUUCACCCAGAAGAGCAUACUCCUGGUUCAUUACAACUCCGUGGGCCAUCUCAGGAACCUGAAGAAGAAGAUGAAUGAGAACCAGGGGAAUGAGGCCAUGGACGUGAGUAUGAGUGGUGAAAGUGAGCUAGAUAGAUCAAGCCACUCGGAAAACUCAAACCAUCUCCAGUCUCCUAAGAAAGAGGAGCGGGAUGUAAACAACGGUCAGGUCCUGGGAGAUAUUCAGAAUGCUCUGCAGCAAGCCAUGAUAGCAGCUCGUCUACAGUUGCUAAACCCAAUGCUUAGAGCUCAGAUGCCUCCUGGGAUGAAUGCUCUCAACCAGAUGGCCAUGAUGGGCGGAGGAGUUUCGCCCUUUGGUCCACCAGGCAUGGGCCAGUUCCAGCAUCUUCAGCAGCUUGCCAUGGCCCAGCAGAUGUCAGGAAAUGGACCUCGUCUUCCUGACCCCUCUCUUCUUCUCUCUCAGCUUGCUCAGCUUAACCCUCUCCCUGAGAAAUCGGAUCAGAAGAUCCCUUUUCCAUCCCCUAGCCCGGUGCCACAAGGGAGCCACAAUAUGGCCCCUGAUUCCCCCAUGUAUGGAGAGCAGAAGCGAGCAAGAACCAAGAUCACAGAGGAUCAACUGAAGGUUCUCCGAUCUUACUUUGAUAUCUCUAAUUCUCCGUCAGAUGAUCAAAUCAACCUGAUGGCUCAGCAGACAGGUUUACCUCCCAAGGUGAUAAAACAUUGGUUCCGGAACACAUUGUUCAAGGAACGACAGAAGAACAAGGACUCACCCUACAACUUCAACAAUCCUCCAUCUACCAUGAUCAACAUGGAGGACUAUGAGAAAACUGGAGAAUCCAAGGUGAUGUCGAUACACCCAGAGGAGAGCAAUGACAGGAUGGAUGAGGAGAGGAGAGAAGAGAGGAAAACUGAAUCUCCUGACUUAAUUGCCAACGACUCUAGAGACGCUGAGUUUAAGUCUGAUCAUGAGAGGGCGCCAAGCGUCCCGACAGCGAAUUCCGUGACCAGUAGUCACAAUAACAUUUCUGUAAAUUUCAAUGCUACUAACCCAGUUCCUAAUGUAACCCAAAGUUCCUUGCCGACAAGCCUUACACUAUCUUCUAUACUUUCGUCACAAACUAUGGCUGACUCUAUGGCCUGCUUACCCAACUACCCACCACCCCUCUCCAACCCUUUUGGACAGUCCCCGGAGCAUAACAGCUUCAGUAAGAUGCUUCACAACCUUGCAGCUAAUAACAGCAACAUGAGCGAACCAUCUUCUCCAGGUAGUGGUCAGCGCCUCUCCCCUGGACAAGAUCUCUCCGGGAUACAUGGUAAGAGAGCAAAUCGAACCAGGUUCAGUGACUACCAAGUUAAGGUCCUGCAGGAGUUCUUUGAGAAGAACGCUUACCCGAAGGAUGAUGAUUUGGAGUACUUGUCUAAACUUCUCAACUUGACUCCAAGAGUCAUUGUUGUUUGGUUUCAAAAUGCUAGGCAGAAAGCCAGGAAAGCAUAUGAGAACCAACCCUCCAAUGAGGUUAUUACCGAUGAUGUUGAAGGACGUUUUACCAGAACCCCCAGUCUAAGUUACCAGUGUAAAAAAUGCAACUUGGAAUUCCAAAGAUACUAUGAGCUCAUUCGGCAUCAGAAGCAGCACUGCUACAAGGAGGAAGAUGCAAAGCGGUCAGCUCUAGCCCAGAAAGCUGCUGGUCAGGCAGCUGCUUCUUUGACAGCUCAGGGUGCAGGUUUAAACUUGACAGCUGUAUCCAACCAUUCUGAAGACAGUAACUCUAGUAUAUCCUACUCUGAGAGGAAUAUUACAUCUCCUGUAUUUAAUCAAAACACAAUGUCUUGGAAGAGAAAACCAUCAGUUGAGGAUAGCAGAGAUGUUAUGGAGGAACCCAGAAACAAAUUGCCAAAAACAACCAAUCUGUUCCCACCUCUCAUUCCCCCAACCGCACCCCCCAGCAGCUCUGGUAACGACCUGGAGGCAUCCAUGAGAAAAUUUUACGAGGAUACCAUGAAAAGGUAUAUGGAUGAACUAUCAGUCCGACCUCCACCCCAACAAACCCCAGAGGGUCAAGCUCUGGAUCUGAGGUCAUCCUCGGCCGACCUCGACCAUGGAUCUCACAGGUCAGAGAAUGACAAUGACAGUGACUCCUGGGAUAAGAACAUGAGUGGUGGAGAGGAUUCAUCUUCUGAGAUGAACCGUGGUCUGUAUGUAGAUGACUAUGAUGGAGAGUCUGGUGAGGGUAAUGGACUUGCAGGAAACUACGCUGACACUAAUGGGCCAAAAGACAGUGGUAACAAGCGGUUCAGAACCCACAUGUCUAAUGUUCAAGUCAAAAUGAUGAAGAGCAUAUUUGAAAACUACAAAACUCCCACCAUGCCGGAAUGCCUCGGGCUUGGGAAUCAAAUUGGUCUUCAGAAGCGAGUUGUUCAGGUUUGGUUUCAGAACGCUAGAGCCAAGGAGAAGAAGGCCCGUCUCUACCUACAGCAAGUGACCGGGACAGAGCCGGAUAUGCCCUCAGCUCCCAGGGGAUGUAGAUGGUGUAGCUUUGAGUUCCCAGACAACUAUGCUGUUCAGGAGCAUAUCUUCCUACCAAAACAUCUGGAGAAUGUACGUCUAGCUCUGGAGCAAGGACUUUACGAUCCUGAGUCUCCGGGAGCAACUCUGACCCAGCAGGCGGAGUCCCUUCAGAACGGAGUAAACUACUCCCGGGGUACUGCUACCCCACCCAGACACGGUCAGGACAGCGCAACUGACAGCAGUCCCUCACCUACUAAACCAAACCUAGGUCCUGGGCUCUCAAUGAUGAUGGCUGCCGGAGGAAUUCAUUCUCCGGGAAGACCGGACUCUCAUAUGGGAGACAGAUCCAUGCUGAUGCCUCCGUUCUAUGGGAUGGGUCAGAGCAUGAACUCCUACCCUAUCGGAGUCACCAACACUGUUCAUAAUGUGUAGAGACCUAGUGCAGCUAAUUUCCUUCUUAGAAAAUCUUAGUUCUGGUGAAAACGUAGAGGAUUGUUUUUCUUUAAACCCCCGUUUAUACUUCCACUGUUCUCUCACCACUUGAUUAGAAAAAUCAGUUAUGUGCCACUUACUAUAUGUGUUAAAAAGCUAUUGUUUUUAUUUUGUUAAGAGUGGGGCCUUUGAGCCCGCGCAUUUGAGGUUGUUGUUUCUGGGGGCAUCGCUAGAUGUCUCUGGAAACACCUGCCGCGGCUGUGUUCUAUUCUGAUUCAUAGUUCCUGACGAAAAUAUAUAAAAUUAUAGGAAAAUUUCUUGUGUGCUAAAUUAGCGAACUUUAAACACUCUUAAAAGAAAUUUAAUUGGUAAUCCUUAUAAACAAUGUUCUUGAUGUAUGUUUUCUUUAAAAAAAACAAUUGUGAUUCUAUCUCUGGCCGACUGUCACCAGAGUGUGAAAAAUCUCAUAUUAUAUUGUAUUUAUGGUUAUUAUUAUACGUAGUCCGACAGCAAGAGUUCCUAUUAAUCUUAUGCAUUCUUAUUACUAAUAAAUGUUAAGAUAUACGUGA